CAUGAGCAUGUGAAAAUCCAAGGGAAGUCUUUAAAAUGUAACAAGCUUAGCAAUAUUAUUCAUGAAUAUACGAAAAGUACAACAUAUAAAGCUAACCACAGGGAUGCUUCUCUACAAUCGUCAAACCUAAGAAGACAUAAAACUGAGAGAAUUAAAGAAGUUUGCAAAUAUACAGACUGUGUAAAUUGUCAAAAGAUGUUUUCUAUUAUUAGACUCAAUCAAGGAAUCCAGAAGGAGAUGAAAGAACACAAUAGAAAUACAAAAUUUGAUAAGGUUUUGGUAUCUAAACAUAAACUUUUGCUGAAACAAAAUAAAAGUAGAGUGAACCCUCACAAAUAUAGUGAAUUUGACCAAUGCUUUACUCAGAGAAACAAUCCUCAAAUUCAGCAGAGUAUUUAUUCAGGAAAGAAACCUUAUAAAUUUAGUGUAUGUGACAAAUGUUUUGUCCGAAAAUCCACUCUUAGUAUUCAUCAGAUUAUUCAUACAGGAGACAAACCUUACAAAUGCAAUGAAUGUGAGAAAUGCUUUACUUACAAAGGCAGUCUGAGAAUUCAUCAGAGAAUUCAUAAAGGAGAGAAACCUUACAAAUGCAGUGAAUGUGACAGAUAUUUUAUCCAAAAAUCCAAUCUUAGUACUCAUCAGAAAACUCAUAAAGGAGAGAAACCUUACAAAUGCAGUGAAUGUGACAAAUGUUUUACCCACAAACUUAAUCUGAGUGCUCAUCAGAGAAUUCAUACAGGAGACAAGCCUUACAAAUGCAAUGGAUGUGACAAAUGCUUUACUGAAAAAGGCAGUCUGACAAUUCAUCAGAGGAUCCAUACUGGAGAGAAACCUUACAAAUGCAGUGAAUGUGACAAAUGUUUUACCCACAAAGUUAAACUGAAUGUUCAUCAGAGAAUUCAUUCAGGAGAAAAACCUUACAAAUGCAGUGAAUGUGACAAAUGCUUUCCUCAAAACAGAAAACUGAGAAUUCAUCAGAGAAUUCAUACAGGAGAGAAACCUUACAAAUGCAAUGAAUGUGAC
Grammomys surdaster is the source of this 1023-nucleotide messenger RNA. RefSeq names its product zinc finger protein 525-like. Gene Ontology annotation, cellular component: chromosome. Gene Ontology annotation, biological process: regulation of transcription by RNA polymerase II. The annotation marks the transcript as partial. The record is from RefSeq and is a predicted model, not a curated record. The transcript has a single exon. NCBI's taxonomy places the organism in Eukaryota, Metazoa, Chordata, Mammalia, Rodentia, Muridae. Gene Ontology annotation, molecular function: chromatin insulator sequence binding.